Acomys russatus (golden spiny mouse) is the source of this 1609-nucleotide messenger RNA. It is a transcript of the gene Slc2a6, whose product is annotated as solute carrier family 2 member 6. Gene Ontology annotation, molecular function: transmembrane transporter activity. The record is from RefSeq and is a predicted model, not a curated record. Gene Ontology annotation, cellular component: membrane. The transcript has 10 exons. NCBI's taxonomy places the organism in Eukaryota, Metazoa, Chordata, Mammalia, Rodentia, Muridae. Gene Ontology annotation, biological process: transmembrane transport. The coding region runs from base 80 to 1597 and encodes 505 amino acids.
UGCCGCUGACUUAGGGGCUCGGGCUUAUGCUUCUGCGCUGCGGUGGAGUCCGGGUAGUACCCGUGCGUCCGCUCUGGCCAUGCAGGAACCCCUGCUCGGAACCCAGAGUCUGGACUAUGACACCUUCCCCGAGGCGCCCGCGUCGCCGGGAGAGAGGGCGCCGGCCGGGGCCUUGCAGAACAGAAGGGUGUUCCUGGCCACCUUUGCUGCUGUGCUGGGCAAUUUCAGCUUUGGGUAUGCCCUGGUCUACACGUCCCCAGUCAUCCCUGCGCUGAGGCUCUCUCCUGACCCAGCACUACACCUGAACAAAAUCCAGGCAUCCUGGUUUGGGUCCGUGUUCACCUUGGGUGCCGCAGCUGGGGGCCUCAGUGCCAUGUUACUCAAUGAUCUCCUGGGCCGGAAGCUCAGCAUCAUGUUUUCAGCUGUCCCCUCGGCCAUUGGCUAUGCACUCAUGGCAGGUGCCCAUGGCCUCUGGAUGCUCCUGUUGGGGAGGAUGUUGACAGGCUUUGCCGGGGGACUCACUGCUGCCUGCAUCCCGGUAUACGUGUCUGAGAUUGCACCCCCUGGUGUUCGUGGGGCCCUGGGGGCCACACCGCAGCUCAUGGCCGUGUUCGGAUCCCUGUCUCUCUAUGCCCUCGGUCUUCUGCUGCCAUGGCGAUGGCUGGCUGUGGCUGGGGAGGGGCCUGUGCUUGUCAUGAUCCUGUUGCUUAGCUUCAUGCCCAACUCGCCUCGCUUCCUGCUCUCGAAGGGCCGGGAUGAGGAAGCGCUGCAGGCGUUGACCUGGCUGCGAGCUGACUCUGAGGUCCAUUGGGAGUUUGAGCAGAUCCAGGACAACGUGCGGAGACAGAGCAGUCGCGUGUCGUGGGCGGAGGCCCGGGAUCCCCGCGUGUACCGGCCUAUCCUCAUCGCAGUACUGAUGCGCUUUCUGCAGCAGCUGACUGGAAUCACGCCCAUCCUCGUGUACCUACAGACCAUCUUCGACAGCACAGCCGUGGUGCUGCCCUCCCAGCAGGAUGCGGCCAUUGUUGGUGCUGUGAGACUCCUGUCUGUGCUGAUCGCUGCUGUCACCAUGGACCUGGCCGGCCGUAAAGUCCUGCUCUAUGUGUCAGCAUCCAUCAUGUUUGCUGCCAACUUGACGAUAGGGCUGUACGUCCAGUUUGGCCCGAGGCCUCUGACCCCCAACAGCACUGUGAGCCUGGAGAGCGUGACCCUGGCGGGCACAGAUCAGCCCCCAGUCACAUCCUUCAAUUAUCUCACCCUGAUACCCCUGCUGGCCACCAUGCUCUUCAUUAUGGGCUAUGCCAUGGGCUGGGGGCCCAUCACCUGGCUCCUCAUGUCUGAGGUUCUGCCCCUGCGUGCCCGUGGUGUGGCCUCAGGCCUUUGUGUGCUUGUCAGCUGGCUUACAGCCUUCGUCCUCACUAAGUACUUCCUGCUGGCAGUGAAUGCCUUCGGCCUCCAGGUGCCUUUCUUCUUCUUCUCGGCCGUCUGCCUGCUCAGCCUGCUCUUCACAGGCUGCUGUGUACCCGAGACCAAGGGUCGCUCACUGGAGCAGAUCGAGGCUUUCUUCAACAGCCGCAGGACGUCCUUCAGGCCCUAGGCAGGGGUUUGC